AUGUCUCAAAAGAGUUUACCAGGCGAUAAAUGUGGGACAUUGGAUACCUUAACAGAAUUAGAGAAGUGUAUUGUUUCCAUUGCCAAAGAGAAAAGAUGGAAGGAAAUCAUUCCAAAAGAGUGGUCUUUAAUUGAACUUGCAUUAGUUACGUUCAAAGAAAGUUCAGAAACGGAUGAUAUGACCGAACGUAAAAGAAUAAUGUCAGUGGAGGAGCUCGAAAGAGAAUACUGGAAGACUGAGAAAGGAAAUACUAAUAAAAUUCAAGAUGCUCUUCGCUUUCUCUCCGAUACUGGAGUAAUUCUUUUCUUCAAUGAAAAGGACUUAUCUGACACCAUAGUUGUUGAUGUUCAAUGGUUUGUUGAUACAUUUAAAUUCAUAAUAUCAGACAAGAACCAUGUCAGAGACUUAGCAAAAACUGACAAUGACUGGCAGUAUUUCCACAGGACUGGGUAUCUUAUGGGCAACUUUCUUCAUCGAAUUUGGGAAAGCUUAUCUAUACGCUCUUGGGAUAGUCCGACCAUUUUGCAAUACAUGCAAAGACUAGGAUUGCUGGCGAUAGGGGAAGAAAAACACUACGUCCCUUGUAUGAACAAGAAAGACUUUGGUAGAAAAGAACAGGACACCUUACGGGAAAUGGAAACUAAAUCUUCUGUGUUGGUGCUGCAUUUCGACUUUUUACCGUUCUUUUUCUACUGUCGAUUGAUAGUUGCCUGCAUUGUGGGAACAGAAUGGAAGGUGUUGGAAGAUGAUGGCAUUCCAUGCUUAUAUAAAAACAUAGCAAUUUUUGUAUACAAAGACCACCUAAUUGCCUUGGUUGUGACGCAAACUGCAAUUCAAGUCCAGAUCUUGAGACCACAAAACUUGCCUAUUGAUGCUGAUAUCGCAGUGCAUAUUAAAGAGACUCUGGAAAAUAGACUUGGAUACUUAACAAGUACUUUUCACAAAAAGGUUGCAUAUAAGGUUGCAUUUCAGUGUUCAGACCAAGAAGUGUUUUGCGAUAAUGUAGGGUGCUACGUAUAUGAAGAAGAAAUAUGUAAGAAAGGUCAAAUAUUAUGUCCAAGACAUGGAUUUACAGGAAAGCAUAUGAUAAACGAAGACGCUUUGACAAAAUUCUGGAAAACGAGCUCACCAUCUGUUUCCUGUACUAAGUCUGGGAAAGUUCCAUUGACAAACGAGGAGAAGCUUCAAAAGCUUAUAACACUGGGGAGAGAUGCAAUGCAGGUGUAUUUUGAUACAAUGUUUCCAUCAGAGGGUUUACAAAAAUGUCUCAAAGGUAACAAGGAAUCCCUUUGUAAUGGCCCUUUAGAUUCACAGCAACUGAAGUUAACAUUGUUUAUCCAGCUUCCGUGGCAGUUGUAGAGUCCUCUUUGUUUGAUGUCCCCAUCAUGUACAAAUUAUUGAGAAAUUUCGGAAACAGCGUUCCUCCGCCAACUAAUAAAUGGGGAAAGGAGCCGGUGGUUGGACAGAAAACUCCUGGUGACGACAUUGAGAGAAUCCACAAGUACAGGAACAGGCUCUGUCAUAAUCAAUUUAAUACACAAAACAUGGAUGACGAUGAUUUUGUUUUCUACUGGGAAGAACUGACACAGGCAAUAUUGAGACUCACAAAAGGAUCUUUUAAAAGCAGAAUUAACACCAUUUGUCAGUAGAUUACAAAGAAUCAACUAGACAGAAGAAAAAAAGAAGAAAAUAAAGAGAGGUGAUGAACAUGACUUACCUCAGAGGAAAUCAAAAGACUGUAAAAAAUCCCUUUUAAAUUCUUUUGAAUUAGUCUUGCAUUCAAUUUUUAUUUUAUAAUUAUGAUAAAUGUUAACGAUCUCUUUAAUGUGAUCAUCAGGAAUGAAAAUGAAUAACUGCCUGUUCUUGUUUAAAGAUCGAUGAUUAA
Molecule: messenger RNA, 1885 nt
Organism: Saccostrea echinata
Lineage: Eukaryota; Metazoa; Mollusca; Bivalvia; Ostreida; Ostreidae
Exons: 7
Coding region: 1-1359 (452 amino acids)
Source: RefSeq, a predicted model, not a curated record